AUGAUGAGCAUUAGAUCUCUCAUUCUUUCAUGCCUCCUCAUUGGAGCUGUCCAUGCAAAGGACUCCAAGGAUCUCAGCAAGCACAACUGCUGUCUCCACAUCAAAGACGCCAGCGACGCUUGGUGGAUGACAAAUCCCGACGUCACCAAAGAUGUUUGCACGAAAUAUUACAAGGAUGUCGCGCAAUUUGACAACAAGACGGGGACGUGUAACGAGCGCAAGAAUGGUACUAUCAAGGAUGCGGACUGGAAGAGCAAGUGCAAGGCUUAUGGAACUUGGCUGGGCUGGGCUGAUGAUCGGGUUGGUGCUGGGCACAACGCAACGUGUUAUCCGAUAGACGCAUGA
This is a messenger RNA of Fusarium subglutinans, 345 nucleotides long. RefSeq lists its product as uncharacterized. The coding region runs from base 1 to 345 and encodes 114 amino acids. The transcript is spliced from 3 exons. The record is from RefSeq and is a predicted model, not a curated record. Lineage: Eukaryota; Fungi; Ascomycota; Sordariomycetes; Hypocreales; Nectriaceae.